Messenger RNA from Penaeus chinensis, 1649 nucleotides. Its product is annotated as epoxide hydrolase 1-like. Gene Ontology annotation, molecular function: epoxide hydrolase activity. The transcript is spliced from 10 exons. The record is from RefSeq and is a predicted model, not a curated record. The coding region runs from base 134 to 1522 and encodes 462 amino acids. Gene Ontology annotation, biological process: epoxide metabolic process. NCBI's taxonomy places the organism in Eukaryota, Metazoa, Arthropoda, Malacostraca, Decapoda, Penaeidae.
CCUUACUACACCCCCCCACUCCUCUCUUCCUUACCUCUCUCUCUCUCUCCCUCAGUUACAACACGCGACCCUCUUUCUCUCUCUCUUUAAGUAUCAGUCAGCCGUCAGCCAUUCAUCAGACAAGGAAGACAGAAUGGUCGGAUACAAGACCGCGCUCGUGACGUCACUGGGGGCGCUGGGACUGGCCUGCCUCCUGAUGCGAGAGCCGCCCCUCCCCUCCUUGGAGCCUGACCCGUGGUGGGGGCCCGGACGCCGCCAGCCCGAAGAGGACACCGUGCGGCCUUUCAAGAUUGACAUCCCUAAAGAGGAAGUGGCCGACUUUCGCACGCGUCUGUCCCUGCCGCUCCGCCUGACGCCGCCCCUCGAACGCGCCAACUUCACCUACGGCUUCAACAGCAUUGCACUCGCGAAGGUCGUGGACUACUGGCGCCGCGAGUACGACUGGAGGGAACGGGAGGAGAGACUCAAUGCCUUUGCUCACUACAAGACGCGUCUGGAGGGCCUAGACAUCCACUUCCUCCGGGCGAAGGCAAGCGCUCAACACCCGAAGGAGGUGAAGGUCGUCCCCCUCCUGUUGAUCCACGGCUGGCCCGGAUCCUUCGUCGAAUUCUACGACCUCCUUCCCCUCCUGACGACGCCGCAGGAGGGCAGUAGCGUCGUGUUCGAGGUGGUCUGCCCGUCGAUUCCUGGCUACGGGUUCUCGCAAGCGCCAGUCAGGGAGGGUUUAGGAAUCAAGGAAACGGGACAGAUAUUCCUGAAGUUAAUGAAGAGAUUAGGCUUCGAGAAGUUUUACCUACAAGGAGGAGAUUGGGGCUCCGCGAUUGCCACAGAGAUGGCUACGUAUUAUCCUGAAAAUGUAAUGGGGGUGCACCUCAAUAUGUUCGGGUCCAUGACUGCCGGCGCUAUAGCAAAGUUAGUGCUGGGGUCGAUUCUCCCAGCUGGAUUUCUUGUCGCUGCCAAAGACCAGGAUAAAGUGUACCCUUUAGGAGAGACCUCUAGGUGGCUUCUUAGCGAAACAGGCUACGCCCAUAUCCAAGCCACUAAGCCAGAUACGGUCGGAGGCGCCCUGAACCAGAACCCCGUGGCACUGGCCGCCUACCUGCUGGAGAAGUUCAGUACGUGGACUCAUAAAGAAAAUGUGUUCCUGCCUGACGGAGGUCUUCUACAGGAGGACUUCCCUAUUAGCCUGGACGUGCUCCUCGAUAACGUCUGUGUCUACUGGUUCACAGGCAGCAUCACCUCAAGCAUGCGCUAUUACGCUGAAAACCUCGGCAGCCGUAACUCCGCUUUUGCCACAGAGAAUAACCCUUGCCGAGUGCCAGCAGGCCUGGCCGCCUUCCCUCAAGAGAUUUCCUACACCCCACAGAGCAUAGCGGCCCACAAAUUUUAUGACAUCGUAAGCUACACUGAUCAGGAGGCAGGCGGCCACUUCCCGGCUCUAGAGCGACCUGCUGACCUGGCCCGUGAUCUCCACCGAUUUGUGACCGCCGUGGAGGCAAGGCAACGUAUGACCCCGGCCUAGAGGGUCAAAGGUCGCCGAGGUCAAUGAGCUUGCGUGGCGGCCUGACUUAUUUUGAGAAGAAAAAUUAUUUGCUAAAGGGAAUUUUUUUUUCUGUUUUUCGAUAAUAAAGAUCAACGUUAUUGUUUAA